AUGGGUCUCUCAUACAACGUCUACCUGGACGCCGACAAGAUCUUUGGCUGUAAGAAUUGCAAGGCUCAUCUUGCAGAUUACAACGAUAUUAUCAGCCGUAGCUUCCGCGGCCAACACGGCAAGGCAUACCUCUUCAAUAACGUGGUCAACGUCAUAACCCUCGAUGCUGUCGAACGAAGCAUGACCACAGGUCGACAUAUCGUACGCGACAUCACCUGCCGUGGAUGCAAAGAGACGGUAGGAUGGAAGUACGACAAAGCCUACGAACCCACCGAGAAAUACAAAGAAGGGAAGUUCAUUCUGGAGGAAGAACUACUCUGUAUUGUGUGUUAA
Penicillium malachiteum is the source of this 333-nucleotide messenger RNA. RefSeq names its product putative Yippee zinc-binding protein Moh1. The transcript has 2 exons. Lineage: Eukaryota; Fungi; Ascomycota; Eurotiomycetes; Eurotiales; Aspergillaceae. Bases 1 to 333 code for a protein of 110 amino acids. The record is from RefSeq and is a predicted model, not a curated record. Gene Ontology annotation, cellular component: ubiquitin ligase complex.